UCCGGCCAAUGAGGCGGCGGGGUGGGGCGCGGCUCUCGCGAGAGCGGCGCGGGGCCCGGGCGGCGGAACCAUGUUGCGGGCGGUGGCGGCGCAGCGCCUGAGGCGGGCGGCACCGCUGCUCCGGAGAUUUCAGAGCACAUUAGUCAUAGCAGAACACAACAAUGAAACUCUUACACCCAUCACACUAAAUGCUAUCACUGCGGCGAAACGUCUUGGAGGUGAAGUUUCUUGUUUAGUAGCUGGUACCAGCUGUGACAAGGUAGCACAAGAAGUCAGCAAAGUUCAGGGUGUUGCAAAAGUUCUAGUGGCUCAGCAGGAUGCAUACAAGGGAUUUCUAGCAGAGGAGCUGACUCCCUUGAUUGUGGAAACUCAUAAAAAAUUUAAUUACACCCACAUUUGUGCUGGAGCAUCUGCCUUUGGGAAGAAUCUUAUUCCCAGAGUGGCCGGCAAACUCGAUGUUGCCCCUAUUUCUGACAUCAUUGAAAUUCAGAAACCAGACACCUUUGUGAGAACUAUCUAUGCAGGCAAUAUUCUUUGCACUGUGCAGUGUGAUGAACCGAUUAAAAUAUUUACCAUACGGGGAACUUCUUUUGAGGCCGCACCAACAAGUGGUGGUAGUGCCAGUUUAGAAAAGUUAACCCCUCCGCCGCCUGUCGGUCUGUCUGAAUGGAUUGAGCAGAAGUUGACAAAAAGCGAUCGACCAGAGCUUACUAGUGCAAAAGUGGUUGUAUCGGGUGGGAGAGGCUUGAAGAGCGGUGAAAAUUUUAAGUUGUUAUAUGACCUUGCAGAUCAGUUGCAUGCUGCAGUUGGAGCUUCCCGUGCAGCUGUUGAUGCUGGCUUUGUUCCUAAUGACAUGCAAGUUGGACAGACGGGCAAAAUAGUAGCACCAGAACUUUAUAUUGCUGUGGGAAUAUCUGGAGCAAUCCAACACUUGGCUGGGAUGAAAGACAGCAAGGUACAUAAAGAUGGAUGUGCAAGGGAAGAUUUUUGAGGAAGGAAAUGAGUUGACUUCCUUGCUUUUAUGCUGGUAUUUUAGCCAGUUUUCCAAGUUUUUUAAGGUUAAAAUGGCCAGUUUGUCUCCUUUAAAACAUGCUGGCCCUCCGAGCCUUGCCAAAAAAAGGUAUUGUGGCAAAACAUCUAACAUCUAGUAGAAAACCUGGUAAAAGAAGUGGUAAGUAGAAGCAGCUAGUUGAGUGUGUUUAUUAAGAAACCCAAACAAACCACGUGCCUGACUUCUAUACAAUAGUUCCAUUUGCGUUUAUUUCAAUAUGACAUAUUAAUUCAUGCAUAACAAUGUGCAAUUUGAAUUAUGAACUUACUAUUCCAUAAAGUAAGAGAUGUCUCUGACAUUCCUGCAUUUAGCCAUUCAAAUGGAAACCUAUUAUAAAACGGCAGUAAAACUUUAAAAGGUUUAACUCAUUAGUUGCCAAAGCAAAUAAUCCAACCUUGGAAUUGCCGGUUUGGUGCAGCGUUCGGAGAGAGGAGUGGAAUUACCUGCUGAAUCGUAAUAUCAAAUGCCAAACAUCAACAACUGUCCUGCCUUCCUGCAAGUAAAUGCAGAAAAAGGA
Calidris pugnax (ruff) is the source of this 1568-nucleotide messenger RNA. It is a transcript of the gene ETFA, whose product is annotated as electron-transfer-flavoprotein, alpha polypeptide. The coding region runs from base 71 to 991 and encodes 306 amino acids. Gene Ontology annotation, molecular function: flavin adenine dinucleotide binding; electron transfer activity. The record is from RefSeq and is a predicted model, not a curated record. Gene Ontology annotation, cellular component: mitochondrion. Lineage: Eukaryota; Metazoa; Chordata; Aves; Charadriiformes; Scolopacidae. The transcript is spliced from 11 exons.